UUGAGCUAGCAGCCAUCUGUCCUAAAGGGGUAGCUUUGUGGGUUUCACAAAGUUAGCUCAAACCAAAGCCAAUGUAUGUUGAUGUUGAGUGAGUCAAGUCAAUGUGUAUUGUGACACAAAGGCCCUAUGGGUCUUGGCAACAAGAAGCCAGUCAGAGUUGGGAGGAUCUGGGGAAAUGAACAGGGGGAGGAAUGAGCCUAAGGGGUAUGGAGCAGGAGAGAGGAAUCCAAGAGGAGCACGUAGAGCAAGAAACAGAGGCUGAGGAGAACACCGAGGAGCUGAAUGGGACCCUUGAGGAGCAGGCCAUAGAUCUGGAGGAGAGUGAACCAGUGGGUACUCGAGAGCAGGCACUAGCACUGCAGGAGGAGAGCACUGAGCUGGAUGGAGCCAUUUCUCAGCAGGAAAUCUCAGAGGAGACAGAAAGGAACUAUGAGUUUCCCAUGGGUAUAGCUGGAGGAGCCAGGCCAAAGAUCAAGGAGCCAGUUCUUGCAGGGCAGGAAGAAGAAUUGAUGGAGCUAUCUCAGGAAACCCUGAUCAGUCAUGCAGAGCACUUUGAAGCAGGCCAGGGUGGCUUCAGAGGAUGGGCAACGAAAGGAACCCACAAGAAGAUCCUGAGGCAAGCCGGGAGAUCUUGGGGAGAGGUCACCGAUAAAGCAGGAAGAGGCCAAGGGAAGACGAUGGAAGAGGACCGCCAAGGCCAAGAAGCGGGCCUCAAGCUAGUCAGAGACCUGUUGGCGGUGGUGGCCAGAUCCGACCUUCCCCUCGAGGAAAAGCUGGAACUGGAAUUUGUCACCCUUCAGUUUAUGAUGGGAGGCAACGUCCAUUUGCUUGGCGAGCUGCAAAGCCAGGCGGUGGUAGAGGACUUCCGGCAGGAGGUUUUCGCUAAAUUCCCUAUCCCAGCUUUCCACGUGACUAGCUCGGUGAUCUGCUGUGAUCAAGCUGCUGUCCAGAGGCCGGAGAGGCCCCAGCUCCCAAAUGAAAAUGGCUGCUCGAGGCAACAGGAAAGGAUUUACUCCCAGCUUAUCUUCUUCCUGUGCAGGGCCCCUUUCUUAAAGUCCUGGGAUCAGCUGGACCGACUGGCUGAAAUGCUACACAAGCUGAAGAACUGCAUCUACUACAACCCUGUGGCCCUGGUGGGAGUCAUUGUGCAGGUGGAGCCGGACCCUGGUUUAGAUGCAGAACAGGAGGCCCGGGCCCGCCGCUGGCUGAGGUGUUUGCUAGAUGGGUUUUUCUGCUGCGAUUUGUUGUUAGAGCAUGAUGAGACGGACCCGGAGGUUCAGGUUCAGGUAGCAGUCUACCAGUCAGGCCAGCCGGAGAGGGCGUUAGAGGUCAAGAGGGCCGCCUGCCAGGCCAUUCGAGCAGCCCUCAAGUUUUGAAUUGGCACCACCGAUGACCCACCGGGAUCACGUCAGCUCUGUGGCAACACUUGAGGUCUUGCUCAUCACUGGAACAUCAUUUAAAAUUCAGAUUAUUCCCUCCAUCCUUCUCUGUGUGUUUUA
Pogona vitticeps (central bearded dragon) is the source of this 1499-nucleotide messenger RNA. NCBI's taxonomy places the organism in Eukaryota, Metazoa, Chordata, Lepidosauria, Squamata, Agamidae. The record is from RefSeq and is a predicted model, not a curated record.